GUUGGGGUUUUUUACGACACUGUUUUACGACACUGCACAGUUCGUCAUCGCUCUGGAUCAAGAUGGCCUCGUCGUUCUGGAAAGGUGUUGUCGGCGUCGGACUUUUUGCCUUAGCUCAUGCAGCUUUCUCUGCAGCACAGCAUCGAUCGUACAUGCGACUCACAGAGAAGGAAAACGAGACAUUACCAAUUGACAUUGUAUUACAGACCUUGUUAUCGUUUGUGAUGACCUGUUAUGGUAUCGUUCACAUCGCUGGAGAGUUCAAAGACAUGGACGCCUCCUCAGAGCUCAAAAACAAAACAUUUGAUACACUGAGGAACCACCCAUCCUUUUACCUUUUCAAUCACCGGGGUCGGGUUCUAUUCCGCUCGCCCGAGGAGGAACCCUCCUCAGUACGCAACCAGCAAGCUCUUCCCAACCCCAUCCGGCUACGCAAGCUGGAGCAUUUGCACUGAGACUGGCCUUUCUUGUCUGUAACAUCAU
Molecule: messenger RNA, 483 nt
Organism: Etheostoma spectabile (orangethroat darter)
Lineage: Eukaryota; Metazoa; Chordata; Actinopteri; Perciformes; Percidae
Gene: mmgt1
Product: membrane magnesium transporter 1
Exons: 4
Coding region: 63-455 (130 amino acids)
Cellular component (GO): early endosome; EMC complex; plasma membrane
Source: RefSeq, a predicted model, not a curated record